Molecule: messenger RNA, 3357 nt
Organism: Aspergillus mulundensis
Lineage: Eukaryota; Fungi; Ascomycota; Eurotiomycetes; Eurotiales; Aspergillaceae
Product: putative SNF2 family helicase/ATPase
Exons: 2
Coding region: 1-3357 (1118 amino acids)
Cellular component (GO): cytoplasm
Molecular function (GO): ATP binding; ATP-dependent chromatin remodeler activity
Source: RefSeq, a predicted model, not a curated record
AUGGCUCGAGAAAGCAACGCCCCGAUCGAUCUUACCACCCCGGUGAAACCGAAAGAAAAGACGAGCCGUCCUCAACAACCACACCAGCCAGAGUUCGGGGUGCCAUCACCACUCGGCCGCCAGACCUACCCGCAAAGCCACGGCAACAACCCUUUUAAUAUCCCCAAGCAGAACCGCCCUAGACCAGAGCACCAUAGAUCACAGCAAAGCCACCGACCGCACAACCCUCUUCAUCAAGAUGCGAGCCGGCCCAACCUUCCUCCUCCCCACGCCGUAUCCACGCCGAAGAAACGGGAGCCGUUCGAUCCCUUCAAACCUGUCCGUCCUUCCGCAUACAAUGAGAACCGAAUGUCCCGCCCUGUCAAUAAUGACGCCUUUGCGAUCCGUCGUCCCGAGAAUCUUACGUUCGCCACGCCUAAAGCCCCAAAGACCUUCUUUGCCAACAAGGCUUCUCCGUUGAAACAGACUACCGCGGCUAAGAACUUGCAGAACUUUGUCGACUUGACAACAUCAACACCCAGUGGAGGUGGAUUUACCACUUCUCGAACGCCCCGCUUCGGAGUUUCAGACGCAAGCGACUGGGUCGAUACAGCGAAGGCUAACGAAAAUAUCAAGGCGCUGCUAGAAGGAGCGUUUGAAGACGAAGAUGAAAAGCAAUCAAAGCCCAAGGGCAAUAAGAAGAAGAAUAAGAAGAAGAAGGACAAGGAAAAGAAACAAGAGAGCGAGAGCCCGAAGGCCAAAGAUGAAAGCCUGGAUAUAGAUGACCUUGCCGCUCAGCUGCAGGGAGUGAGUGUCAAUGAGACUCAAAGCGCCGAGGACGACGACGAUUCGACCACUAAAGGGAAUGCUGAAGAAGCAGAAGCCCAGGAGACUGAGGACGAGAAGGACGCCAGUGACGCAUCGGAAACCGAGGAGGAUAGUGAAGACGAAGACGACGAUGGGGUUGUCGAGGGACUAAAGGUUCAACUGCUCCCCCACCAGCGGCAGGGAGUCAACUGGAUGUGCGCCAAAGAAAUUGGCUCACUGAAGCCUAAAAAAGAAGAGAAGGGUGUACUGCCAAAGGGUGGAAUUCUUGCAGAUGAUAUGGGUCUUGGAAAGACGGUCCAAGCCAUUGCCUUGAUGCUCACGAAUCAAAAACCUAAAGACGGGAUGAGACGGCGACCUGCCUUGUCUGAUCACGACGAACAAUCCGACGACAGUGAUGAAGAGGGUGCCGAGUCGCGAAAGCUCCCAAAAGGACUGAGCAAAUCCACUCUGGUUGUUGCACCUCUUGCAUUGAUCAAACAGUGGGAAUCUGAGAUCGAAACCAAGGUUGAGUCAUCUCACAGGCUUCGGGUACUUGUCUACCAUGGCCAAGCCAGAGCCAAGUCCACUGGCCGUUUGGAUGAUCACGAUGUUGUGAUCACUACCUACGGAACCCUGACUUCCGAGCACAACGCAGUGGCCAAGAACGACAAGAAGGCAGGUAUAUUCUCUGUCCACUGGUACCGCAUCAUCCUUGACGAGGCCCACACGAUAAAGAACCGUAACGCAAAGGCAACGCAGGCAGCGUAUGCACUAGAUGCCGAAUACCGUUGGUGCCUAUCAGGAACGCCUAUGCAGAACAAUCUCGACGAGCUGCAGAGUCUCAUCAGGUUUUUGCGAAUCAAGCCGUACAACGAUCUGGCUAACUGGAAAGACCAGAUCACUCGGCCAUUAGCUAAUGGCCGUGGUGGACUUGCCAUUGAACGGUUACAGGUUGUCCUAAAGGCCUUCAUGAAGCGCCGUACUAAGGAUGUGCUGAAACUCAACUCCAACCUUAAGCCUGGCGAAGAAGCCGCUGGGAAAAAGAAAAACCCCGGCUUCCAGAUUGUUAAACGUGAGGUGAUCAAGGUGGCAGUAGACUUUAUGCCGGGAGAGAAGAACUUCUACGGGCGACUGGAGCAGCGAACAGACAACAGUCUUGAAAAGAUGAUGGGCGACUCUAAGAUUGACUACGCCGGGGCGUUGACCUUGCUUUUGCGGCUUCGGCAGUGCUGUAACCAUCCCGAUUUGGUCAAAAGCGAUCUGGCUAAGGACAAGGAUAUCCUGCUACAGACCGGCACCUCGAAUAACAAGUCGUCGUCCAAGAAACAUGAUGAUCUGGAUGAUGUGGCGGAUCUCUUCGGUGCACUGAGUGUCGUGUCAAAAAAGUGCGACAUCUGUCAGAUGACACUGAGCCAGGCUGAAUCUACCGGCGGUGGUAGCAGAUGCAGCGAAUGUGAGAAAGAUUUCAACACACCCUUCGUUUCAGAUGGAGCCAAGAAGAAGAAGGCAUCCAAGGACAUCGUCGAUCUCACCGCAUCUCCAUCAGAACGCCAGUCAGAAAAUCGUAUGGCUCGCUUCCACAGAAAUAGAAAGGUCGUGAUGGAUAGCGACGAUGAAGAAGAGGAGGACGGCGAAUGGCUUGUCCCCGAAGGUCAGCGUACAGGGCUGUCCCUAGGCAAAGCUGGCGGAUCCGACGACGAAGAUGCAGAAGGAGGUGGCGAAUGGCUUCGAUCUGAUGAUUCUGAAACUGACGAUGAACCUGAAUCGCCCAGUCAGCGGGGACAUCGCCGGACGCCGCAGGUUGAGGAUGACUCUGAUGAUGAUAUAUUCUUGAACCCUGGAGACGACGAUAAUCAGGUGCUUCCAUCGACCAAGAUCCGCCAAUUGAUGAAAAUUCUCCGACGCGAGGCGCCGGACUUUAAGGUUAUUGUGUUCUCUGUGUUCACAUCGAUGCUUGACAAAGUUGAGCCAUUCCUCAACCGCGCGAACAUUGGUUAUGCACGGUACGACGGAAGCAUGCGCAAUGACCUCCGUGAGGCGAGCCUGGAGAAACUCCGGAACCACCGGGGAACUCGCGUGCUGCUUUGUAGUUUGCGGGCUGGAGCGUUGGGGCUGAAUCUCACUGCAGCGAGUCGUGUGGUCAUAUUGGAACCAUUUUGGAACCCAUUUGUGGAAGAGCAAGCGAUCGAUCGUGUGCACCGUCUCAACCAGACUGUCGAUGUCAAAAUUUACAAGAUGAUCAUCAAAGACACUGUCGAAGAGCGAAUUCUGGAUCUACAAGAUCGAAAGCGCGAACUGGCCAACGUCACAAUUGAGGGCAAGACGGCGGCUGCCAAACUGACGAUGAACGACAUGAUGGCUCUCUUCGGCAAGGACGCCGAGUCGCGAUACACGGGCGGCCAGAGCAGUCUGGAGUUCUCGCCGCAAAAGGGUAAUCUACUGAGACCGGACUAUGAGUCGUCCAGCCAAGGCCGAUCAGAUGCCGGCUCGGAGAGCUCUCGUGAUCGCAAGGGCAAACAAGAGAGGCGAGCGCCUUCAAGCGAAAACUCUGUUUAUGGUAGACGGUGGUAG